Dromiciops gliroides (monito del monte) is the source of this 710-nucleotide messenger RNA. RefSeq names its product cortexin 2 (gene CTXN2). The transcript has 2 exons. Lineage: Eukaryota; Metazoa; Chordata; Mammalia; Microbiotheria; Microbiotheriidae. The coding region runs from base 337 to 585 and encodes 82 amino acids. The record is from RefSeq and is a predicted model, not a curated record.
GAGAGAGAGAGAGAGAGAGAGAAAGCACUAAGGAUAAGCAAGACAGAAUGAUAAUGAAGGUCUGGUUUGCUGUCCAUAAGAUACCUUGAGAAUUUCCAAGUUUUCUGCUGCCUUGAAAAAAAUGGGGGUGAGAGCUCUAUAGGGACUACCUCCAGACUCUCUCAAGAGGGAACUCUGGGGAUCAAGUGUGGGGACUGUUGUUGUGUGGAUCCUACCAGAUCUUGAGAUUUUAGGUCUCUGGGAAGCCCUGAAACUUUUACACUACAUCAAGAUGAAGACAUCUGGGCCAAGAUAUGACACAAGCAGGAAUUCUGAAUUCCAACAAUGUGGUAGCAAAUGAUGACUAGUAUCCACCACAGCAACGGACCAGCAAGCAUGAGUGUCAAUAAAGUUUCAGCUUUCUCAUUGACAUUGGAACAAAAGACAGGCUUUGCGUUUGUGGGGAUUCUGUGCAUUUUCUUGGGCCUUCUUAUUAUUAGAUGCUUCAAAAUCCUGCUGGACCCCUACAGUAGUAUGCCUUCCUCCACUUGGGAAGAUGAAGUGGAAGAGUUUGAUAAGGGAACCUUUGAAUAUGCACUUGCAUGAAGACCCUGCUUUCAUUUUCAUAUUUAUCCAAGUUCAAUGGAAAAAAUAAAAAUAACAACAACAACCUGUGGCUCAUACAUCUGUAACCAUCACUGAUGCAAUGAAAGGAGGCUUGUGGCAUCCAU